This is a messenger RNA of Drosophila grimshawi, 3172 nucleotides long. Its product is annotated as mediator of RNA polymerase II transcription subunit 15. The record is from RefSeq and is a predicted model, not a curated record. Bases 366 to 2660 code for a protein of 764 amino acids. The transcript has 7 exons. Lineage: Eukaryota; Metazoa; Arthropoda; Insecta; Diptera; Drosophilidae.
GUCUUCGAAAAAAGCUUUGCCAAAACAAUUUUGAAAGCGCAGGCGUACAACGGCUUUUUUUUCGCUCCAGCCACGAUUUGUUUUUGUUAUCGUUUUUUUUUUUUUUUUUUUUGAUUUGAUUUCGUUGUAGUGUAAAGUGAAGAGUAUAACGAAUCUUGUGCGUAUUUUAUAGAGUUGUUCUGGUGUUUAUUACACCUUUUGGAUAUUUUGUAAUUUUAUGAUUUUGUGCAAUUUUGCUGAAAGCUAACAAAAACAUGCAGCAACAUUAACAACAACACAGUCAACAGACAACAAAAGUCAACAGCAAUUACGAGUGCUCGCAGCAGGCAUUGAGAGCCCAGGAAGAGCAGCACGCUCGACGCUCGAUGUCGGGGACCACACACAUGGCUCUGCCGGCGCAUGCCGUGGUGCCAAUGCCCAAAGUGGGUCUGCCGUUGGGCAAGCGCGGCCACAAGCGAUCCGUGUCGCUGGAAACAAAUGCGCCGCUAACGCUACGCAGCACACCAAGCCUGAGCAGCAUGGGGCAGACAGCGUUGGGAUCGCCGCUGCUGCAGAUGCCAUCGUCGGGCCAUGGAGCACUGCAUACGGGCACGUUGAAGUCACGCCAGGAGCAGCGCCGCCUCAGUCAGAAGUUUGGCAGUCACAGUAAUCUGGAUGAUGAUGCGAUGACCGGGUCACAGAUGCGCACCAAGUUUCACAAUAUACGCCAAAUGUUCGAGCUGAGUCGCAGUGAGCUGGGCGAGAGCCGGCCGGCCGAGGAGGUGCUGCAGUCGCUGCCGACAAUGCUUAACCAGCCGACGCAGACGCAGACGGUGCGCCGAACAACGCCCAUUGCUGCCGGAAGCCGUCUGGCCAUAAGCGAACAGCAGCAGCAACAGCAGCAACAGCAACUGCAACAGCAACAGCAGCAGCAACAGCAACAGCAGCAGCAACAGCAACAGCAACCGGACGAGGUCAGAGAACAGCUCGGCAACGGUGGUAGUGGUAUCGGUAGCAACUUUCUGCGUCCGAUUGCCUUCAAGCCCAUUCCAUUUGAGCCGGACUACCGCAUUGCCUCCCAGCAGCAGCAUCAGCAGCAGCAGGCAUCCGCACAGCAGCCAGUGUCCGGCGAGCGGUACGGCUACGGAUCGACACCCUCCCUGGUACCGCUGUCCACGGCCACGGCCACGCACAAGUUUGGCAGUACAACAGAUCUGCGCCACCUGGCGGCACGUAGACGCGGCCAUCGAGUUGUUCAGCGCAGCGGCAACGAGGAUGCCCUCGGCCUGGGUCUGGGACUGGGUCUGGGACAUGGUCUGGACUGCCUGGCUGGUCAUGAUAGGCCGGACGGCGCCAGCAGCAAAGGCAGCGCAGUGGCCGCUGGCAGCGAUCUGACGCCCUCGCCCUCGGACUCUGGCAUAUCGGAGCUGGAGGCGGCGCUUAAGGAUCGCGAUUCGGAGUUGUCGUAUCUGCGGCAGGCAAUGGAACAGAAUGAGAAAGUAAUUUUCACAGUCCAAAAGGACAAGGAAGUGUUUUGGGAGCACGAGACAAAGCGCCUGAAGCUCUUCUAUGAGAGCCAGCAGCGCGAGUAUCAGCUGAAGUUCAAGAAAUUGGAGCAGCUACUGGCGUUGCAACAGUUUCAGCUAAAACAGCACAAUUUGCGCCAAUCGGAGCAGUUGCACAAGUUGCAGCAGCAACUCGACCUGACCAGAUGUAGCAACAAGAGCUUAAAGAACUCCGAGCAGCAGCUCCAAUACUCUGCCCAGGAACUCAACCAGCAGUUGAGCGACGCCCAUCAGACAAUAAGUGCUCUGCGUGUCCAGCUGGAGGACAGCGAGUGGAAGGUUUGUGAACGGAACGGGGAGAUAGCUUUACUUAAGACGCAGCUCAAGGAGGCCCAUAUUGAAAUCAAUAUGAAGGAUCAUGCAAUUGUCAGCCUGAGACACAGCAGUAACAUUAGCAAUAUCAACAACAAUAACAACAACAAUAACAACAACUGUAAGACAACCACAUGCCAAAGUCAACCAAAGCAGCAGGCGGAGGAACAACAGCAGCAGCAGCAGCAGCAGCAACAGCAGCAGCAGCAACAGCAGGAGCAACAGCUACAGCAGCUGAACAAGAUCAUAGCGCUCAAGGACCAAGUGAUUGGUGCGCUAACCAACGAGCUGGCCAAGCUGCGCAAGGAGCUAUCCGAUCUGGCCAUUGCCCACGAAUACGGCGAGGAGCCGUGCGGACGGUAUACGCGCCUCAAGCAGCAGCUGGACAAUCUCAAUGAGAUCUGUCAGAAGACGCGCAAAUAUACGACACAGGCAGCGACAGCAGUUGUGACGCCACCAACGGCGCCACAGCAGCAACUGGAUGCAAUCAUGAAGCGACUGCAACUGGAUGAGGGACAGCCGGCACAGCAAACACUGGACACGCUCAUCGAGGAGUCGACCACCUAUGCGGAGGACAUUGCUAAGCUGCGCGAGAAACUCGACGAUUUUCGCAUCAAUCUCGAGCUGGAGAAGCGGCAAUGGUGUGCCGAAAAGGACAAGGUGCUCGGCUAUCAACGGCAGCUGCAGGCCCACUACAUAAACAUGUACCAGAAGCUGCGUUGCCUGGAUAAAGCUGCCACCAACGCAACGCCCGCGGUUGCCGUUGCCGUUGCAACUGUCACAGAGAUUAGCAACCAGAGUUGAACAGAUUCGCAUUCGCAUUCGCCUAUUUGAUGGUAGUUUUGCCGAUAAUUUGCUAAUGCAAUUAGCUACUAUUUUUACACAAACAUAUAGCUAUACCUAUAAAGAUGCUUCUGAUCCAUAUUACAUUAUUAUCCGACUGCAACUGAAAGAGUAACUCCCAGUUGGUUUGCUCAUUUUAGUUCGAGUCUAAACUAUGCCGAGUCUUUACAAAAUCUUUUCGAUACGAUUUUGGAGUAAGUGUUUUCAUAAUCGAAAUAUGUAUUUGUAUAAUUGUGUAUCUUGCCUGUGUGAAGCAGCAAUCUUUACUGUUAUAAUAAAUGAAUACACUUAAACACAUUUGACAAACUUAAUUCAAAAACUAAAGCACAAAUUUAAUGAUUGCUUUUAAGAAAUCGAUUGUGAAUCUGCCUAGCAAAAGGAAAGUAAAACGCACCCAGCAAUAUACAGCAAUAUGAAUAUCAAAACUAAAUGCAAUUAUUAUUUUUGAUAUAUUUUUAAUCUAUCAAAUCUAU